CAAGCUCGUCCUAGUCGCCCUCAAGUCUGGAGGUCGCCCGUCGCAUCAAUGCCCUCCGCUAUCUCGAGUGCUCCGCCAUGCGCAACCGCGGCGUCAACGAGGCCUUCACCGAGGCUGCCCGCGUCGCCCUCAGUGUUAAGAAGGACCGCGAAGAGUCUCAGUGCGCCGUCAUGUGAGCGGGUUCGUAUCGGAGGGCAUGCGUUUCGCGCUUUCCGCAUUUCUCACUCCCCCACGGCCACGAUCGAACUGGCGGUCCUUGUUUCUGACGGGAUCGGGCAUCGAAAUACUAUUCUCAGUAUGGCACUCGGUCACUCGGAAAGGCGUCGGCGUUCCCACGGAUUGGUUCUUUCAACCUCGAUUUGCACACCCUUGCAUUGCCCGAUUACGUCUCUUUUAUUGCAGCCCGUCCAGCUCCUUGGGCAGACGCGACCUUUUUCUUCUCUUGUUUUCGACCACUCUACGGACUUGUGGUCGGCACGACUUUUCUCGAUACCUCUGGGCACCGGUCACAUUUGAGCACAAUUGUACAUACCCGUUUCGCUUCUCAAUGCACAUAAGGGGCUAUAAGGUUAGGCUUCUUUUCUCGUGGCUUUUAGUCCUGAUCGCGUAUACACAUGAACAGCAUGGCCACAGAGAAACAGCGGGCUUCGCAGGUCGCAGGUGGUAGGUGGAUGGCACAUGCGUGUGUUCUGGCUACUAGACUUCUCAGAUGGGGAUGGCAAAAGCAGUCAGCC
Colletotrichum navitas is the source of this 734-nucleotide messenger RNA. RefSeq lists its product as uncharacterized. The record is from RefSeq and is a predicted model, not a curated record. The transcript is spliced from 2 exons. NCBI's taxonomy places the organism in Eukaryota, Fungi, Ascomycota, Sordariomycetes, Glomerellales, Glomerellaceae. The coding region runs from base 197 to 667 and encodes 156 amino acids.